UCCGUUACCCGACGUUAUUGAUUUAAAUCCGCUGAUCGGAAAUCAGUAUUCACCCUCAUGCUUUAAAGAUAACCAUAGCGUAAGGCGAACGAUAUAACCGACUCGAAGUCAGUCGAGCAGUCCAACAACAGUGGUUUACUGCUAUUGUCACGGGAUGCGCUUCAUCCAACGAGGUCGUAAAGUAAACACAGUCAGUCUGGCAGCAGCAAGCAGCGAAAGGAACGAACAAGACUGAAACCAACACAAAUUAGCGCCUGUGGGGUUAAAACAGCCACUUGACGGGAUAAAAGGGGGAGGUAAGUGCCUUCAAAGUUAAAUACUGUAACACGAUAAGUGAGAAUGUUUUGUUUGUGCGUGGUGGUCAGAUGUCAGCAAGCUAACCUGUUUGCUAACGCUAGCUGCUAUUUGUCCCAUUGGAUAACCUGGGAAUGAAAGUAGUAAUCAUAACGUCAUUUAUCAUUCCCUUUUUAUCAUUUGUCAUAAUGAUUCGAGGUUUUGGAGUCACCCCAUUUAGGCGUCCUUUGAUCUCAAACAUUUUAGAUAUGAUUAAAUGUUUUGUUGUUGUUGCUUUAAAGGUAAUUAUUGUUUAAGUCAUCAUUGUAGAGCUGCAGUAUUCUUGUAUCUGGGUAUGUGUUACAAUAGCUACCACCAGUGUUGGGAAGAUGACUUAGUUACAAUUACAAGUUACCCUGUUGAAAAUGUAACAGUGUAAUUAUUGCAACUGCUGUCUCAAAGUACUAUAACUAAUUAUAUUUGUUACAUGUUGAUUACUUUUCUUAAUGUUGAAUUGAAUUGCAUCACCAGAACCCUUGGAUGAUUCCUCUAAAAAUGUCGAUUUGAACGAUAGAUCAUGAUUUUGGAAUUAACCACGUAUUUGUUCUAUUAACAAUUAAUAAACUGAUGUGAAUACAUAAUUUAAAAAAUAUGUUUGUUACAAGUCACUGAUGGUGUAGUGGUACACUCGUCUGACUUUGGUGCAGGCAGCGUGGGUUCAGUUCCCACUCAGUGACGUUGUGAAUGUGAGUGUGAAUGGUUGUCCGUGUCUAUAUGUGCCCUGCGACUGACUGGCGACCAGUUCAGGGUGUAGUCCGCCUUUCGCCCGAAGUCAUCUGGGAUAGGCUCCAGCGUCCCGCGACCCUAACCAGGAUAAGCGGUGUUGAAAAUGGAUGGAUGGAUGUUUGUUACAAUAUAUGUAGUGUACAGCAUGUGGAAAACCACCAGACCAUGUUGACCUAAUGACAAAUUUGAACAAUUUAGACAAAAGCGCUUUAUAUGAGUCUGGUAAGAAUGGUCACUUUCAACACACCAAGAAUUUUUAAAAUCAUGAUGGGUUCCGGAGAAAUAGAGUUUUUCGCGUCGGAAAAAAAUGGCUUUUUGGGGGAAUGCUUUUGUGUGAUAUCACCUAUAGUAAAUCUGGUCAAAAAACACCUUCACAUUAGCGUAAAACAGUAUAACUUUAUUAUUCCUCAACAUACAAUAUCUCCUUGACCCUUUCUUUUCGUCUGUCAUUCUGAGACCCAUUUGCUGAUUGGCUGACAAGUUUCAGACACGAUGGAGAUGCUGUUUUUCCGCUUGCCCGUCCAUGGGGACAUGACCCUCAAACACAUGAAUUCUCUGAGGUCUCACCAGCACUUUUGUGACGUCACCAUUUUGACCAGCAACAACCAAACAUUCAGCGGACACAAGGUAGUGCUGGCUGCUUGCUCACCCUUCUUGAGAGACCAGUUCCUCCUUAGCCCCUCCUCUAAGCUUCAGGUGUCAAUGCUGCACAGCUCCUCAGUCAUGUGUGAUCUGCUGCAGUCCUGCUACACCGGUGUUAUACAAUUCAAACCUGAGGAGAUAGUCAACUACUUGACUGCCGCAAGUUACCUUCAGAUGGAGAAUAUCGUAGAGCACUGCAGGGAUGCUCUGAAGAAGUACAUGCAGCUGAAAAACCCCAAUCCACUGAAUGUUAGUCACCCAAAGAUAACUACAGAAGAGAGACUCCCUCAGCCCGUGAUUGUCAGUGGCAGCAUUCAUUCCAUCGGCAGCCGACCUCCCGUGCACAGUCCUGAAGUGCACUUGGUGGAAGAGAACAGUACGCAGGACAGCAGUCCGGACAAUGAUUGUACUCCAUUGGUGGAAAAAACUUGUGUGAAGGAUAAUGCAUCGGACCAGGGAGGAGACACCCACCGUGACGUGUUCCAAGUUUACAUCUCUGACGAAGAGCAGAACAGUAUCAAGGAGGAAGAGCCCGGAGCUCCCACUGAGGAGCCUAUGGAUGCCUGUUCCCCUGCAACAGAGGGGAUUGUGGGAGGAAAUAGCUGCGACUAUGACUUGAAUCCAACAGCUGAAGGUCCUGGCACGGAUGGCUUCCCAAGGGAAGGACUGCGCGCUUUCAGACACAGGUUAUCUGAACCUGGUCGAGGUCGAGGGAGAGCAAUGGGGAGGGGUUUAAAGAGGAGACGCUGGGUGUCAUCUCAGGAGAAAAAAUCUCCUCGAUCAGCCUCCCAAGAUUUGUGGUAUCUCGCAGGGACAGCGGGCGGCUUUGGGAUGGACUUCAGCGAAGGGCUCAAGACAGGAAGUUUUUUCUCAGUCGACCUCCCUCGAUUGGACAUAAGUUUAGAUGACGCUCAGGGGGACAAGUCCUUGCCACUGGCCGCCAAUAGUUUGACACAUUUUGCAGUGGAUGACUCGGGCGAUGCCGGUGAGGUGGGUUGUGGGUUGAAUACCGCUACGAGCGAGGGAGGGGACGAAUCUGUUGCCGUGGUGGGUUCCACUUCCAGCGUAACCGGCCCCGUCAUCUGCGAGCACUGCGGCGUGACGUGCCCCUCGACUCACGCCCUCGCCAUGCACUACUGCUCCGCUCACCAGGUGUACGCUUGCCCGUUCUGUGACAAGCAGUUCCAUCACUCGUACAACUUGAACCGACACAUGGCCUUGCACCGAGGCAACGGCAAACCCCACCAGUGCCCCCUGUGUUCCAAGGGCUUUACCCAGAGGUCUACGCUCAUCGAUCACAUGAACCUCCACAGCGGCGAGCGCCCCCACCGCUGCGCGUAUUGUCACGCCCGCUUCGCCCACAAGCCUGCCUUACGGCGCCACCUGAAGGAGCAGCACGGCAAAACGACAGUGCAGAAUUCCAUCCACGAGCAGGAGGAGCGAGAGAGAUCGCUCGGGAGGAUACGAGAAGAAGCACAAGAAUGUCCAGUUACUGAGCAAGCGUCUUAAAAACCAAAGAAUUUAAGGCUAAACUAGUUUAAUCAUGUAAACGUAGUUUAGCAGUGAGGCCUUUUAAAUCUCUGUGUAAUGUUGGUCUUAUCGAACUUUAUUUAACUUUAAUUUUAUUAUUUUGUAUGUGUAGAGUCAAGAUGUGUUUGGUGGAAAAAAAAUCUACAUUUUUAAAAAUAUUUUUUUGCUGUUAAAAAUAUGCUGUUUUUAGUGAGUGUAAAUAUUUUAUUCAAUGUAAACGACAUUCAGAGGAACCUUUGGGGGCAUGCAAACCUAAAAGUCUUCACACCUAUUGUUCUUAAAUAUGAGGUUUGUUAAAUCUAUGAUUCCUUUCAAGCAUCAAUGACAUGGACCUCUGGUAAUUACUGUUGUUCAAAGAAAUAAAUGUUUUAAGUAUGUUUUCUUGUUAAUUUACAUCACGCGUACGUUUUUAGAAGGUUGAAGCGAAAAUGUCAGUUGCAAGAUUCAAACACGAAUAUUGCACAGGCAACUCGCAGCUAGCAGUAACACUGUAAGUACGGAGUUAUUCAUUAAUAACUUUAUGCUGUGGUAGAGCACAGUUAAUCCCAAAAUUUAUCACAUCCUCUCCAAAUUUUGGGUCAAAGUAAAAUUAUUUGGUGAAUAGUUAUCUUUUAGUUGGAAAUGACACAGGAAAGUCUCAAAAGACUUCAUCAUGUGUAAAGAGAUUUAUUUUAUUAUCACAACUUCAAAAACAUUUUGACCAAACAGUCCAUGUCCAAAAGUUGAAAUACUGUUUUUCCAAAUCAAGUUUCGUAACUGUAUCGUUGUUUAUGGAUGAUAAUAUAAUUUAACAGGAUCCUCUGGAAAGGUCCAAAAUG
Molecule: messenger RNA, 4049 nt
Organism: Phycodurus eques (leafy seadragon)
Lineage: Eukaryota; Metazoa; Chordata; Actinopteri; Syngnathiformes; Syngnathidae
Product: zinc finger and BTB domain-containing protein 12-like
Exons: 5
Coding region: 1552-3210 (552 amino acids)
Biological process (GO): regulation of transcription by RNA polymerase II
Cellular component (GO): nucleus
Molecular function (GO): RNA polymerase II cis-regulatory region sequence-specific DNA binding; protein binding; DNA-binding transcription factor activity, RNA polymerase II-specific
Source: RefSeq, a predicted model, not a curated record